AUGUCCGCAGUCCUGCGGAAGAUCCUAGGAUUGCACAAGAAAAAGAUCACCAAAAAGGACUCCAUUACGGGCAGAAACAACAGUUUUGUAAGUCAUUCUUAUCUAAUGUUGGAAUAGAUUUAUAUUAAAAUAAUGAUUUUAAUUCAGCCAGUCCCUUAUUUAGCCAAACUCGAAGGAAAUCAGCUGCAGCCGGGGCAAUCUCUGAUCGUCCGAGGAAUUGUAAUCGGUAAGUUGUUUAACAUAACACUCAAAAAGCCCUGCGGGCCAGUUUAUUGCAAUCGAGAGUCCAGGAGAGGUUUGGUUAGGAGACAUACAUAAUUGAUUCGAUUUCUAUGGUUUCAAGGUUCGUCAUGGUGGACAUACGUAUAAAUAGAUAGCUCAUGACAUUCCCUGACGCCAUCCUUCAACAAGGCUUCCACCAGGUUAAAAACUUUUGAAAAUUUCCAAACAAAAAGUACAGUAUACCCCAGAAAUCGAAGCUCCAGUAGAUGUUUCUGGAUCAAGUCAAGGUUGGUGCACUCUCGAUUGCCAUAGAAUAGCAGGUGUGGCAGUUUGGGUGUUAAAGUUCGGCUGUAAAUUUUAAAACAUUUAAUGUUUAGGACGACAAGACUUUGUGAUUAAUCUGACUAAUGGACCAGGGGUGGAAUUCGACGAGGAAGUGGAUGUGCUGGACGAUCGGCUUUUAUGUGUGAGAGUGGACAUUGAAAGGAAAAAGAUUCACAUAAAUGCUUGCAUUAAUGGGGAAUGGGGCCGGGAGGGGACCGUCAAACACAAAUGGCAGUGCGGAGAUGAAUUUGACAUCCGAGUUCGAUGCCAUGAGGACGAAUUCGAGGUGUAUGUGGACCACAAAUUGGUGGCCCGAUUCGCUCAUUACGUGCCGUUGAUCAAGAUCACUCACAUCUACAUUAAUGGGGACAUCGAAUUGUUCAGUUCUUCUUGGGAAGGCAUGUAUUAUGUAAGGUGGAGGGCCCCGGCAAAAUACUUUUGGUUUUCUCUUUCAGAACGUUCCCUAUUCUGCAGAUAUACCGGGCAAUUUCUACCCCGGAAGGAAGUUGUAUGUCUCUGCAUUGGUCAAAAAGACGGCCAAGCAGUUUUUCAUAGAGUUCUACGCGGCCUCCGACGUGGUUCUGCAGUUGAAUCCUCGGUUUCCGGUUAAGGUAGGUGCGGUUGUUCUCCGGGGUGACGAUCUUUAAAUGAUGGCGCUUUGAUUUUAAUAAUAAUCGUGUUCCAGAAGUUGGUUUGUAAUAGCAAGACUGACGGAAAAUGGGGACAGGAGGAAUAUCUGACAUUGGAGCCAUUCCCUUUCAAGAGAAAACGAAACUUUGAUCUACUUAUCUACUGCGAAGAGACCAAGUUCUUGAUUUAUGUGGACGAUUGUCUCUUAGGAACAUACGAACAUAGGAUAAACCCUCGAUCAGCAGAGAAGAUACAGAUCAGUGGAGAUCUCGUAUUACAAGGAGUACAUCUCAAAUGA
This is a messenger RNA of Bursaphelenchus xylophilus (pine wood nematode), 1474 nucleotides long. NCBI's taxonomy places the organism in Eukaryota, Metazoa, Nematoda, Chromadorea, Rhabditida, Aphelenchoididae. The record is from the annotation of a GenBank genome assembly.